Messenger RNA from Anopheles stephensi (Asian malaria mosquito), 951 nucleotides. It is a transcript of the gene Ripalpha, whose product is annotated as RIP-like protein. The transcript has 2 exons. The coding region runs from base 158 to 775 and encodes 205 amino acids. Lineage: Eukaryota; Metazoa; Arthropoda; Insecta; Diptera; Culicidae. The record is from RefSeq and is a predicted model, not a curated record. Gene Ontology annotation, biological process: protein import into nucleus. Gene Ontology annotation, cellular component: nucleus.
ACGGGCAAAAUCGCACCGACGGGCAGCUUCGGCUUCAACGAAAACAACAAUCAGCUGUCAUCGAAGAGCCCGCGCUUCGGUACGCGCUGUUGUAAACACCAUUUUGUAAGCUCCUUUUUAAUCGUGUAAUUUGUGUAAAUAUCAGUUCAAACCCGCCAUGGAAAUUAUAAACCCGGGUCCGUCCUCACAUCAAACAACCGUUGCCGAUAAAAUACGUUCCAAAGAAGCUGCACGACGCUUCAAGUACGGCUCACCGAAGCUGGUGGAUCUGAUGCGUGAGAAAUGUCGUAUCCGCAUCAAAGAGGCACGCAACGAUCAGUUCCUGAGAAAGCGAAACAUCAUUCAGGAGGAGAAAACGUUUCUGGAAUCGAUUGUACGCGAGGAGCUGUCCGAGCUGGAACACGACAUUGAACUGCAGGAACUGAUCUACAAGGAGCUGAUGCAGGACACGGAACAGUGGUUGUUUUACGAACGGGCGGAAAACUAUCUCAUCGAUACGUACGAAACCGAUUCCGUGUUUUGUCCCAUAUGCGAACACAACGUACUGCAGCUGGACCAGAUUGCCCAACGGCUCAGCUGUGUCUGUGGCGUUUUGCUGCGUUACGACGGGUCUCUGGAAACGUUCAGUAAGCUUGCAACGGAAACGAUCGCCCAGCAUGCAACGCGCUGCACAAACAAACUCCAGUUUUUCACCGAGCCCAUCGUAGAUGCGGAUUACGUGCAGUUGAACGCUUUUUGUCUCGGUUGUGACUUUUACCGCGAUCUAACAAGUUAGAGACGGCGAUUGAAAACGUUUUGUUAUUUUUGUACGGUUUUAGCUUUUUAAAAUUUUGCCGCGUGUAUUGGUCUCUCUCUACGUUUUCAUAAGCCUAUUUGUAUUACUAUGACGCGUCUUGAAGGUGGUGAUUAAAUGUUCAAAAUAAAUGUGUUUGUGAUCUUUUAAACGCUAGA